CUGUCUCUCUCUCUCGCUCGAUCUCGAAGGUGAAGCUAUGGGAGUGAAGUAUCUUUGGGAUGUCUUGGAGCCUUGUAAGAAGACUUUCCCACUCGAUCAUCUUCAAAACAAAAGGGUAUGCGUGGAUCUUUCGUGUUGGAUGGUGGAAUUGCAUAAAGUGAACAAAUCUUAUUGCGCCACUAAAGAAAAAGUUUAUCUUCGAGGAUUUUUUCAUCGUCUCCGAGCCCUAAUUGCCCUAAACUGCUCCAUCAUUUUAGUCUCAGAUGGUGCAAUUCCUGGAAUCAAAGUACCAACUUACAAGCGUCGGUUAAAAGCAAGAUUCGAGGUACAAUGAUGUCAAAUGUGGCACUUGUGGUUUCAUCCUUGCAUAUGAUGGCUAGUUUUUGGAUUGUUUUUUUCGAUUUCGUGCUAUAUUGGUUCAGCCAGAUCGCUGACGAUGGUGUUGAGCCUAGCAAAGAGACUUCACUCAAAAGAAAUAUGGGGUCUGAGUUCUCGUGCAUCAUAAAAGAGGCGAAAGUUAUUGCAUCAACACUAGGGAUACUUUGUUUAGACGGGAUUGAGGAGGCUGAGGCGCAAUGCGCUCUGCUAAACUCGGAAUCCUUAUGUGACGCCUGUUUUAGCUUUGAUUCGGAUAUCUUCCUUUUUGGUGCAAAGACUGUAUACAGAGAAAUAUGCCUUGGUGAAGGAGGUUAUGUUGUUUGCUACGAGAUGGAUGACAUCAAGAAAAAGCUUGGGCUUGGACGGAACUCAUUGAUAGCUCUAGCGCUUUUGCUUGGCAGUGACUACUCUCAGGGAGUUCGUGGUCUUCGACAGGAGAAAGCUUGUGAGCUUGUUAGGUCGAUUGGAGACAAUGUUAUCCUUGAAAAAGUUGCAUCAGAAGGACUUUCCUUUGCGGAAAAGCCGAGAAAGUCUAAGAAGCAAGUUAGGCCUUCUGUGUGCAGCAAAAAGGGGACCUUACCUUUGGUGGUUAUAAAUGGAAAUAAUCGUGAUCCAGAAAGACUGGAAGAGAUCAAGCAGGUGAUCGAUGCGUUCAUGAACCCCAAGUGCCACCAAGCAGACUCUAAUACAGUUUCCAGGGCCUUAGCUGAAUUCUCUUUCCAGCGCACCAAGCUUCAGGAGAUAUGCCAUCAGUUCUUUGAGUGGCCCCCUGAGAAAACAGAUGAAUACAUACUUCCUAAAGUUGCUGAAAGAAAUCUGAGAAGGUUCGCUAAUCUGCAAUCAAGAUCAACUGAGGUUGAAGUUAACCUUCCUCUCCACAAGCCGCAGAUGCCAGAGAAGUGUCCGGUGUCUGAAAUCAUAAAGACCCGAAAAGUACAGGGGCGAGAAUGUUUUGAAGUCUCAUGGAAUGAUCUAGAAGGGUUAGAGUCGUCCAUUGUUCCUGCAGAUCUUGUAGAAAGGGCUUGUCCUGAGAAGAUCAUAGAGUUCAAGGAGAAAAUGGCAGCAAAAAAGAAGAAACCGAAGCCGAAACAAAAACAGAAGGAAACGAGUUCACCGACCAAAUCUUCUUCUCUUGUCGAACUCAGCCUCGAACUCCAACACCUUGAUCUCAACUCAACCUCUCUAGUAAGUAGAAGCACCUUAGAAGAAGCAGAGCAAGAGAACGAACAACAAAACUCCAAGAAACAUGAUUACUUGCGUCUUAUCGAUUCACCUGAUAGAGAAAAUUGCAAUAACGCUUGGUCAAACAGGGAUAGAUUGGGUGUUGGAAUGAGUUCAUUUCCAUUGUAUCCGGAAACAGAAGUCAUUGAUCUGAUAAGCCCUUGUCCUGAAGCUCGUUCACGGAGCGUGUCAAGAAGUUAUCAAGAACAGAAGAGCCAUGAUCACCAACUUGAGACUGUGAUUGAGCUGAGUGAUUCAGAGACAGAUGAUGAGGAACAUUGCAAGAAAGCUAGAGAGCUUAGGAUCUUUCUUCAAAAUAUCAGGAAAGACAUUAUCCUAUGAUAACAAAAAAGGAAAAAUAAUGUUAAUGAGUUCUUUUAUCUUAAUUUAUGGAUUUCAUGAAAACUAUUAAAAGUUUGAAGCUAUAUUUUUCUCUUUUGUUAAUCAUACCUUACCUUGCUUGAUUCAAUUUAACUGCAUAACUCACGGAAGAUUAUCUUAUUGAAAUAAUUCUCUUAUUUAAUAACUUUUCCUGUGUAUAAAAUCAUCAAUUUCAUAUUAGAGUUUUAAGGUGCCAUAUAGUUUUGU
Messenger RNA from Arabidopsis thaliana (thale cress), 2187 nucleotides. Its product is annotated as single-stranded DNA endonuclease family protein. Gene Ontology annotation, cellular component: nucleus. Gene Ontology annotation, biological process: UV protection. NCBI's taxonomy places the organism in Eukaryota, Viridiplantae, Streptophyta, Magnoliopsida, Brassicales, Brassicaceae. The coding region runs from base 331 to 1941 and encodes 536 amino acids. The transcript is spliced from 13 exons. Gene Ontology annotation, molecular function: flap endonuclease activity; nuclease activity. The record is from RefSeq and is marked reviewed.